Molecule: messenger RNA, 2706 nt
Organism: Portunus trituberculatus (swimming crab)
Lineage: Eukaryota; Metazoa; Arthropoda; Malacostraca; Decapoda; Portunidae
Exons: 4
Coding region: 1-2706 (901 amino acids)
Molecular function (GO): zinc ion binding; nucleic acid binding
Source: RefSeq, a predicted model, not a curated record
AUGAUCGACCUGCCCAGCCUGACGCUGCCUAAACAGAGGAUCCAGCUACGUAUGUGCCUCACUCUGGAGACGCAGAGGGUGUUAGAGCACACAUUACAGGUGUCGCCUACCUCUCUCAAGCCAGUUGAUGAAGUGCUUGACAUUCUCCAGGCUCAUAUACGUGACUCCAACAACGAGGCAUUGCGUCGGCGAGCCUUCACUAGCUGUCGGCAGGCGAGAGGCGAGCCCUUCUCCGAGUUUCUCGUCCGACUGAAGAGCCUGGCGGAGGAAUUCGACAUCUGUAAGGCUCACCACCUGGACUGUGAAGAGGCCUGGAUGAAGCACGGUAUCCUGACAGGCGUCCACGACGAGGAAUUGGUGACCAAGAUUGUGUCCCUCGACGCCGCCUCUACUCUUGCUGACGUCAUCAAUGUAUGCAGGGCCCACGAGGCGACGCGGUCAGCCGCCUCUGCCAUACGUGCCUCACCUACAGUGUCUGCUGUCUCAACGUAUAAACAGACGAAGAAAGCAGCACACAAACCUGGAAUCCUCCCUCAUCAACCUUCACCCACUCAUCGGGCACCUACCUCCUGCAGCAGCUGCGGCAGGCGAGACCACGGCCCGAAGGGCUGCCCAGCAACAGGUGUUACGUGCAGAGGUUGUGGGAAGACUGGCCACUACGCUUUGAUGCCCAAGUGCCCAGCCAGGCAGUCUACGUGCAUUGCUUGUAACCGUCUGGGGCACCUGGAGAAAGUCUGCAAGCAAACCAAGGCAAGGAGGUCUCAUGAGGGCCCACCUGAGGCCUCAUGUCAGUCUCCUAUCAGUACUCGUGAUGACCCGACACCUCCUCCUACUGUACGAGUGGAAGUGUUGCAUGACGGUCACUCUGGUGGUCUGGACUUCAUUCCUGACACUGGUGCCGACACGACGGUCAUCGGCCCACAGCACUUGAAAAUGUUGGGCAUCGACAGACAGGCUCUUGGUCCUCCUCCAUCCCUUGCCUACUACAACGCUGAUGGGACGAAGAUGUCUGCUGCCCUCGGUUCGCUCCAGGCCACACUAGUCUACGCCGAGCUGUCUUGUACGGGCUGGAUAGAUGUGCAGGGUUCGUGGAACACCCCACUUCUGUCCCGUGAACACUGUCGUGCUUUGGGGAUCGUGCCUCACGACUUCCCUGCUCAGAUUCUCUCAGCACGAGGCAGUGUCGCCAGUGUAAGGGAGGCGACAAACGCUCCAGCUCCACGUUCCAGCGUGCCUGCGUUACCUCUUCUCAGCACCACUUCCCCAGACGCAGCGAAGGAGUACUUCUUGAGGGAGUACCAGGAUGUCCUCUUGACAAAGGAUUCCACACAGGAUGCUCCACUCAAGCCGAUGUCUGGACCGCCGAUGAGGAUCCACUUACGAGACGACGCCCAGCCGUUUGCUGUCCACACGCCGAGGCUUAUUUCUUUGGCCUACAGGGACGCAGUGAAAGCUGAGCUGGACUCUAUGGUGGCACGAGGCGUUAUUGCUCCUGUUGGUGACGUCCCAUCUUAUUGGUGCCAUCCGAUGGUUGUUGUGCCGAAACCUGGUGGAGGUGUCAGGAUCACUACGGACCUGAGUAAGUUGAACGCACAAGUAUCUCGGCCUGCACACCCAUCACCCACGCCUUUUGCAGCCAUCCGGAGCGUCGAUGCCAGGGCACGCUACUUCACCACGAUUGACGCGUUGUGUGGAUAUUGGCAGAUACCCUUGCAUGAGGACGAUCAGGCCCUGACUACGUUCAUCACUCCAUAUGGGCGUUUCAAGUACCUCCGAGGUCCCAUGGGUUUCGCAGCCACAGGCGACGCCUUCCGCCUCCGAGGAGACAUCGCGCUACAGGAGUGCCACAGUGUGUCAAAGUCAUGCCGAGCCUAUGACAUCACUUUAAAUGCCAAGAAGUUUGUGCUGGCGGCUCCAUCAGUGUCCUUCUGCGGCUACAGGCUCUCCCAUGACGUCAUCGCAGCAGACCCUGACAAGGUUCGGGCCAUCACUGAGUUUGCUACGCCUGCUACGUUGACCGACCUUAGGUCCUUCAUGGGCCUUGUCAACCAGCUCGCCAGCUUCUCGCCCGACCUCGCUGCCACUGCUGCGCCUCUACGCCCACUUUUGAGCCCCAAGAAGUCGUUUGUGUGGACGCCCGACCAUGAGCAAGCCUUCCAACGUGUGAAGAUGGCCUUGGCCAGCCCACCAGUCCUUGCUGCCUUUGACCCUCUCUCCCGACGACUCUGCAGACCGAUGCUUCCCGCCUGUAUGGGCUGGGUUAUGCCUUACUGCAGGACCACGGUGGUGGACAGCAGCGUCUCAGAAUCCACGUCUACAACGCCUCAAGGAGAAGAUCGCCCGUACAUCUUCACAGCUGUAUGGCGCCCGGGCAAGGAGUUGUGUAUCCCGGAUGCUCUAUCUCGCUCUCCUGUUGGCUACCCAACGCAGGCUGACGAAGUCCUUGGCACUGAUACCGGCUUCCAAGUUAAGAGUAUCGUUACACUACGUGCGAUGGAGUCUCUUGCUCCGUUGGUGCCUCCUGAUGUUGCAGAAGCACCUCCUGGCAGUGACCUUGCCCUUGAGGAGCUUCGUAAGGUGGCAACCGAGGACCCCGAGUACGUCCAGCUCCUUCAUUUUGUGAAGAACGGAUUCCCUAUGGACAGAUACGCCCCUCCCCAACGUGCUCCGCCCGUACUGGAAGUUACGGGAGGACCUCUACUGUGA